This is a messenger RNA of Micromonas pusilla CCMP1545, 1752 nucleotides long. RefSeq lists its product as uncharacterized. The record is from RefSeq and is a predicted model, not a curated record. The transcript has a single exon. Bases 1 to 1752 code for a protein of 583 amino acids. Gene Ontology annotation, biological process: regulation of gene expression. Lineage: Eukaryota; Viridiplantae; Chlorophyta; Mamiellophyceae; Mamiellales; Mamiellaceae. Gene Ontology annotation, molecular function: mRNA binding. Gene Ontology annotation, cellular component: nucleus; cytoplasm.
AUGUCCGGCUACAGAGGCCGCGACGACGACCGCAGGGAUUCCUACGACAGGAGAGAUUACUACAGCUCCGAUCGCGAUCGUCACGCCGCGCCCGGAUCGCGCGAUCCGCCGCACGACCGCGACCGGCGCGACGCGUACGCGCCGCCGGGGGGCGAUCGCGACCGGCACCACCCGUACGAUCGCGACUCGCGAGAUCGCCGCGACGAUCGCGGGCGCGACUACGGCCGCGGGCCGCCGCCGCCGAGCCGCGGGUACGACGAUCGAGACUCGCGCGACCGCGGACGCGACGAUAGACGCGACGCGCGCGGCGGCGGAUCCGGAGGCGGAGGUGGAGGGCGCGAUUAUUACGACGCGUACGACUCUCGUACUACUGACCCGUACUACUCCUCGCGCGGGCCGCCGCCGCCGUCGCGCGGGCCGCCGCCGCCGUCCGCCGGCGACGGGUACCGCGGCUACGACGAUCGCGCGCCGCCGCCGCGCGAAAACGAUCGCCGCGCCCACCCGCCGGGGCCCCCGCAACGCGGGCCGCCGCCGAAUCGCGGAAACAACGGCGACGACCGCGGCUCGGAGGACUUCUUCAUGGAAGUCCCCGCGGAGGUCGCGAAGAUGAUCGUCGGCGCGGGCGGGAAGGCGAUCCAGGCGCUGCAAGAUCGCACCGGCGCGCUCGUCAACAUCGACCGUCUCGAACGCGGCGCGGUGGACAACGGGUACCGUAAGGUGGCGGUGACGGGCCCGUCGCGGUGCGUGGACGCCGCCGCGGAUGAGAUUCGCAAGGCGGUGAACCAGUGGGAGAUGAACCGUCAGGAACGAUUAAGCGGCGGCGGCGAUAGAGGCGGCGGUCGCGACGGUCGAGAUCGCUACGGAGAUCGCGACCGUUACGAUGACCGUUACGGCCGCGGCGGCGGCGACCGCGACCGCGACCGCGGGUGGGACGACCGCGACCGCAGGGGAAGCGGCGGCGGCAGACCGGGCGAACGCGAAGAGAUCGUCGACGAUACCAUCGACUGCCCCAUCGACUGCCGCGGCCUCGUCAUCGGCAAAGGCGGCGCGCGCGUGAAGCGCAUCGAGGAAGACACCGGGUGCAGGGUCGAGUCCAAGAAGGAGCUGAGUUACCUCAACCUGAGAGGGACGCGUCGAGCGAUUCGCAUGGCCAAGGAACACAUCGCGUCGUUGCUACGCGUCACCGAGCUGCCGCCGAUGCCGCCGGCGCCGCCCGAGGGCGCGCCGUGCGCCGCGGAGGUCCCGGUCGCGAUGGACGUCAUCGGCAAGGUCAUGGGGUACGUCGGCGCGAACAUCAAGAAGAUUCAGUGCCUCUCCGGGUGCUACAUGAACUGGGACCGCGCCGGCGGCGUCAUGCGUCUCUUCGGCGAACCCGACGUCGUGGCGCGAGGGAAGAGCAUGCUUCUCGACGCCAUCGAGGCGGCGCCGGAGGGCCGCGGCGGCGGCGGCGGCGGCGCCGACGACCGCGGAGGCGAGCCCGCGAACGCCAACAACGCGUCCGGAGAGCCGCGGGAUGCGAGCGCGGAGGUUCCCGUGCGAGGCCAAGCCGGAUUCUUGAUCGGACGCGCCGGGGAGACGGUGCGACGCAUGGAGGCGGACACGGGCGCGUCGUUGCACUUGGACAACCACUCGCAGAUCAUGCAGAUCACGGGGACGCGGGACGAGGUCGAGAGGGGGAGAAGGGCGGUGGAGGAUUGCAUCGAGCGGGGGAUACGCGCGCAGGAAGAAGCGCGCUCGCGAGGGCCGGCGUGA